This is a messenger RNA of Paramuricea clavata, 5566 nucleotides long. The record is from the annotation of a GenBank genome assembly. NCBI's taxonomy places the organism in Eukaryota, Metazoa, Cnidaria, Anthozoa, Malacalcyonacea, Plexauridae.
CUACAACAACUGGGGAGUGGCCGUCAUGUCAAAUAAUCCUGAACAUGACAAGGAAGUAUACGACAGAGCUAUAGACUAUAUGAAUAAAGCGCAGAAGGUAAGCAAAGUGUGUUCUACUUAAUGCAUGGAUGGAUCCAGGCAGAUUUGGGGGGGGGGGCGUUCUGCUUAUCAAGACCUGGUGAUGGUUUGGGGUGUGGCCGUUGACCAAGUGCAUUAUCACUGGAGGGAGAUACGGGAUGUAGUGUUCUGGGAAACUGGCGAAAUUAUAGAAAGAAAGAAAAUACUUCUCAUGGCAGGGUCCAGGGACAAAGCUGAUGGCAAGAGUAACAGAGUAUUGCCUUUCCAAAUCAAAAAUUGCAUUUGAUAAGAAAAUUGGCACUCCCCUUGCACCCCAUUUUCCAAGGUUAACAGGGGUGCGCACCCUCGGCACCCCCAUCCUGACUUAAUGUUACUUGUUAUGUUAUAUGAUUUCUAACUUAGAUCUACGAGUCAGUGUACUUUGGUCACUUACCGCCUCAAGUAACAGUCACUCUCAAUAAUCUGGCGCUGUGUAAUCGACGACUCGGUAACCACGAGGAAGCUAGAAAAGUAUACAAAAGGUAUACGAUUAAUAUGCGAAAGGUGUGGAUGUUGGUGUGCAGUCAGGGUCGCCGAAAGGUUGCCCGGGGCAAAGUGCUUCUCCCCCCCCUCCCCACCCCUCUCUACGGGUCUGUAUACAAUUGCUUUUAAAUCACCCCUGUGACCAGAGUUCAAUUUUGCUUUGUUGUGUGAUUGUAAUAGACAACUUGCAUGUUAGACUAAUUUUUGAUUUAGGCAAAAAAAAAGUAAGUUCCCGUAAAGAACUUAUUAAAAUUAGUAAAAAUGCAAAAUUUGGUUGCGAAAUGUUGUAAAAUACGGAAAAUAUAGCCUUGCGAAGUUUGCAUAUUUUCAGUAUAUUUAUAUUACGUGCGGAAAUUGUUACCAUUUUUGAGCCGAAAAUGGUAACAACUUCCGCACGUAAUACAAAUAUACUGAAAAUAUGCAAACUUCGCAAGGCUAUAUUUUCUGUAUUUUACAACAUUUCGCAACCACAUUUUGCAAUUUUACUAAUUUCAUUAUGUUCUUUUUAACUGUUGUGUUUUAUUUCCUUCUCUUUACUUAGAUUAAAAUUUAGUCUAACAUGCAAGUUGUCCAUUUCAUCUUAGUUACCUACUAGAAAAAUGUUCCGAGUCUGGCUCUACCAAACACCUCAGUGUUUUCGGGUACUCCGGGUUUCUCUUGUAGCAACCUCCCCUCAAAUUCCGGCCAUGUUCAUUUUUGUAAUUCUAUCUUAUUUCGACAGAAUAUUGGCCAUCCGCAUCGACACGCUGGGAGAAAAUCACACCAAUGUCGCGAUGGUCUACAGAAAUCUCGGCACGUUGGAAUAUGCUGACAACAAAAUUGAUCUUGCGUUGGAUUACUACGAGAAGUCUUUGAAAAUAUUCGAGGUCUGUUCAAUAAUUUUUACUGGACAGCUUUUGACUGUCAGUGCCUAACCCAGGAAAAGUGCUUCCGGGUUGACUCUACCAUGCAAACACCGUAUAAUUUAUCUGGGUACGUAAGGCACACACGUAAAACACGCACAAACUGUGACAAAGCUGCAGCAUACUUGUGACAAUCCUGUUCCAACAACUUGUCAACAGGAUGUGUUCGCACUGCUUGUUCCCAGCUUGUUACAAGUUGUUCCAACAACUUGUUAUCGUCCUGCAAUUGAUGGGGCCCUCAUUGAUACCAGUGAUGCAUCACUGAAGAAGUUACCCUACGGAAAUAAAUGUGAUUUGAUUUGUCAACAAGUUGUGCUAAUGUGAGUGGCAACCUUGUAGCAACUUGAUAAAAUAACAGUAUUGUCACAACUUAUUGACAGGCUUGCUACAAAAGCCUGUUGCGAACACAUCUUGUUAAUAAGUUGUGAGAUUUUUACGUGUGUACUGCAGUGGUACCGCUGGAUCUCUAGGAACAACAGAACUGAUAAAAGGCAGCUAUCCAGAAUAAGUAAAGUAGGAAGAACACUGAACCAACAAGGGAUGACCAUUACCAGACCUUGAAUUCAAUCUGUUCUCCGUAGAAGCCUGCUACAUGCAGAGAACAGAUUUAAAGUGACAUGCAGAACUGUUCAAUAUAAGUAAAGGUAGUUUGGCGUAUGUCAGUAAUAUCUAGUAUAGUAGUAAUUAAGCAGGACCACCUCAGGAAUUCGUUUUUUGUAAGGUCAGCAAAUCUGUGGAACAGCCUCUCAUCGAAACUUAAGAGUUGUACAUCAAUAUCUGUAUUUAGUUCCAGACUACGUAAAGUGUAUAAAGAACGACUGCUAUUUUACAGCCCUCCUGGCUGUUCUUAACUUUAAAAUAUCCUAUAGUUUCCUAUUCAUGUAAUGUGUUCGGUCGAUGUAUAGUCAUUUAUUAGGAGUUAGGUGUCAAUUGGGACGCAAGUCCUGUUCCUCUCUCCAGUCACACCAAUGGCUAUUUUGUACAAUGUCCAAAAUCUGUUUUGUUAGGCAUUUGGGGAAGAACAUUUGGAGACAGCGUUGUCUUUAGAAAACAUGGCAUUAGUCAAAAUUGCUCUGGAAAAUUGGGACGAGGCUCAUUACUAUUUCAACAAGGCAGGUUAGUUGUACUACCAAUCCAUUUCAAUGUGGAAUACAUACUAGACCUUUCCUGGGACGUUUUCAGCAAAGUGAACCUUUUCACAAAGGACCUAAUUUCUUGCAGUCAAAAUGUGAUCGGCAAUCUGAGUGACUAUGUGAUCCUAAUACUUUUUAGUUACCCGUGUUCACCAUAGAAAAAAAUUUGUAAUAAUUGUCACAAAACCUUUGUUUGAAUUCUAGGUGAAAUUCUCCACAGAACCGGAAGAAUGAAUCAUUCUUUACCCUCAAUAAAUGCAGUAAUGGCCGACCACUACCUAACAAAUGACCGAGAACCAGACGCGUACAAGUUAUUUCAACGUUUAGUUGGUACCAGUAUUGCUCAACCGCGUGACUAUGCCGCAUUGGAAUACUUCGAUCGUCAACUGCCGGAAAACGAACGGCCGACGAGACCUUACGAACAUACUACAGAAUAUGCGUUAGAAAAGUACGUAGUCAAUUAUGAAAUCUACAUUUAUCUAUAUCUAUCCUUUGCGUGUACUUAUAGCAUUCAGUCUCAUUGAAUUACUAUCUUCAGUGAUUAUUCUGGAAUAAGGUUUUAUAUGAUUAUUUACCAAAGAGAGUAAAACCUUUUGUUUUGAUAUAUACUAGAUAUAUUCUGGAUAGCUGUAUCAGUUCUGUCAAUAUGGCUGUUCUUCCUAGAGGCCUUCUUAUGUGCCCCGUAUUACAACAGGAUGAACCCUAAAUUGAACCCGACAGCUUAGUCUGUUGGAGUAAGCAGUAUAACAACUGAAUAUUACAGGAACGGCCAGGAACUGUGCAAGCGGGGGAGGGGGGGGGGCUGGGGCUUCGACUUGACCGUUGCAUCUCUGACAUCUCCGUGUAACUGUUCUUUUACAUUAUUUAUUGAACGUUCUCUGACUUAUACCAUGAUUAUACCACGUGCACGAAAAUAGCAAUGGGGAAAAAAUGUGAAAUCCAUACUAUGAAAUUUGCAAUUGCACCACUAAAUCCAUAGUAUAUUCAUAUUAUUUCGAUACAAUAUCCAUAGUAUGAAAAUAUACAAUUAUUAUGGAUAAUCAAAAUCCAUUCUAUUUCCAAUAAAGGUCCAUACAAUUUCCAUUCUAUGACCUAUUAUGGACUUUCAAUUUUUUUUCCAGUGUAGGUUGCCACACCCUCGGUUUUUUUUUACAAAAAUAUAAAAAUAAAUAUGUGUACCCUUGGUUAACAGCUUGGCAAGAACCGAAGCCCAAUCACAGAUGUAAAAGAUGGAUGCACUAACCAUCAUCAACACAUCAAAAAUAUUAGAAUAUCAGGGUUUGUAUAUACAUUUUAAGACCUAACCAGGAGUGACUGCGAAAAAUGCAGCACAAGGUCCUCUGGUAGGAAUUGUAGGAUUAGGUCUUAAAAUGUGUAUACAAACCCUAACAUUCUAAUAUUAAUUCCACCAAGUGAAGUGCAAGAAUCCAAAUCGUUGAAGUCCAACACAUCAUAAACAUUUUUUAACAGAAAGAAUAUCAAUUCUUAUAUAAACAUUUUAUUUCGCGUAUUUUAGAUGGCCGGAUAAUGAAAUGUUACUUCGAAACAAGAUCGUUUCUCUCAGCGAGUCAGGAGAUAUCGACAAGAUGAUGGAAUAUUUGAACAAAGCCAAGUCGUGUAGUGUGGAUGUAUAUCUCUCAGCGUACAGCUCGUUUGUCGAGAAAGGCCAUAUUGCCAUCGCUAUGCCGAUACUUAAGGAGGGUCUGGAGCAUUAUCCUCAGAAUCAAGUAAGAAACGAGAUAAUAGUUGUUAUUUUAUGACCUUCUGAAUAGGCAAUUUCAGUUAUAGACUAAAAUUUGAUCUAGGCAAGAAGAACAAAAUCCAUGACCACAGCUAGAAAGAGCAUGUUAAAAUUAGUAAAAUUGCAAAGUUUGGCCGUGAAAUGUUGUCAGUAAAAUGCGGAAAAUAUAGCCCUGCGAAAUUUGCAAAUUUUGUGGGAAAAUGCACCACAUUUGGGCCGAAAGUGGUGCAUUUUCCCAUACGUAAUACAAAUUAAUACAAAAUUUCGCAGGGCUAUAUUUUCCUCGUUUUACAACAUUUCGCAACCAAACUUUGCAAUUUUACUAAUUUUAACAUGCUCUUUCUAGCUGUUGUGAUGGAUUUUGUUCUUCUUGCCUAGAUCAAAAUUUAGUCUACAGCUGGAAUCAUCCAUUUAUACUAGGUAUAUAAAUCGUUCGGUAUAUAAAUCGGUAAACCUGCACAUAGAAAUAUAUCCCAUCCCACUUAGACAGGUUUUUCGGCUAUCCGGGUUCGUAUGAACGAACCAUUACUAGAGCAACGCCAUGACUUUUACUGGAAAGUUUUAGAAAGAACGGGCACACGAGCACUGCUCGCAGGAAAUGUUAAACAGCUGCAGGAAAUUCAUUUUGAAUAAAGUUUUGGUAUUGAAAAUGUCCCACUAUGGGCGCAACAACAUAUGGCUGACACAGACAGUAUUCCUUGAAUUUAAAACCAUGGUCAGCUAGAAUAUUAUAUGUUUAUGUGCAUGCAGAUUUUAAUAGCACAAAAAUGCUCUUUUGGUCUGCAGGAAAUUUUUGUCUCCAGAUUGUGCUCCCAGGAAGAAAAUUCUUCUUUCCCGCCCUGUCUGCGAUUCCGGUGCAGCGCUCUAACCAACUAAGCUUUCGACCUUUAGAACUGAUAGAGCCUUUCAGUAUACUAUUAAUGUUAGUUUAGUAUCGUUUCUUUUUUUCCUUAGAACUUACUUCGUAACAUGGUGGAACUAUCCUUGGCCUUGAAAGAUUACCCGAUGGUUAUUCAAUGUACGGAGAAACUGCUGGUUCAGGACCCCAAUGAACUCUUCGCAUUGAUUUUCCUUGGUCGCGCCCAGGCCCUUACAGGUGAUCUCACGCGGUCAAAAGAAACAUUCUCUCGAGGUUUGUCGCUGGCACAGCAAGCCCAAGACGAGGAAAAUACUACAAAGGUAACAAAUUU